UCUGGAGUUCAGUGAUGGCCUCUCCUGUCGACCUGCCGCCUCCUCGUCCCUGGAAGAGCUAUCUUCUUAUAUGCAAUGUAGGGAAGCGACAAAACUGGGGUCAACUGCUUCGCUCCGCUACUGCAUUUGGAGUUACCGAAGUGUUCGUGGUUGGCGCUAAGAAGAUGAAGGAACUUGCCUUGUUCGGCAACCAAGGUACAACACUGCAUGCAACGUUCGAGUUCUUCGACACAAUAGCAGAGGCCAAGGAGGAGCUCAAGAGGCGAGGGAUCACCCUAUGUGGAGUCGAGAUUCAUCCGUCCUCCGAGCCCAUACAGGACAUGCACUGGCGUGGUGACACGUGCUUUAUGUUGGGCAAUGAAGGCACUGGCAUGACCGAUAAGCAGAUUGCCGCCUGUGACCAGUUCACGUACAUUCAGCAGUACACAAAGGCCACUGCUUCCCUCAACGUGGCAGUCGCGGGUUCGAUCGUAUUGCAUCAUUUCGCCUUGGCCUCGGGAAUGCCCGUGGCGGAGCGGAAGGGUCAGAAAUUUGUCACAGACGAGGGUCGGGGUAAACUCGACAGAUAUGAGCAUCCUACCGAUUACGAGCAGCAAGUCAUUGAGGAGAAGAGGCGCUUGCGGGCAGCUAAACGGCAGAAGGAAGCCGUAGCGCCAGCUGAUGAUGAUGGCAAGACAGCUUAAUACGUUGUACAGUGUUC
Molecule: messenger RNA, 700 nt
Organism: Perkinsus marinus ATCC 50983
Lineage: Eukaryota; Perkinsozoa; Perkinsida; Perkinsidae
Product: RNA methyltransferase, putative
Exons: 3
Coding region: 15-683 (222 amino acids)
Biological process (GO): RNA processing
Molecular function (GO): RNA binding; RNA methyltransferase activity
Source: RefSeq, a predicted model, not a curated record